AUGGUUCUACCACGGGGCACCAGAGGUGGCUACCAUUCGCGAGGAGCAAGUUCCCGGGGUGGCAUACGCAGUUCGUACCACAGCGGCAGCUAUCAUGGUUCGAACCAUAACAGCAACUAUGACAACCGGAACGAUUCCAGAAACAAUCGCUACAGCGGUGGCGGUGGCGGCAGAGGAGGUAGCGGCGGUAGCGGAGGUGGGUACGACUCGCGAAACUCAUCCCGUUACGAUGGUGACUCGCGGUAUUCGCGGCACGAUAACCGAAACGACAGCUACAAGCGAACCAACACGUCCAAGUACGAGGACAACCGCGACCGUCGUUCGCCGGACAGGAAGCGUCCUCGGAACGAUCACACCUCACAGGGUGGAGGAAGUUCGCGGCGAGAUUAUGGCAGUGGCAGUUCCGGUGGGCGCGGUGGAUCUUCGUCGAGCCGCUAUCACGAUUCCGGUUCGUCGUACGACAAGCGCGGAAGCUCCAACGACCAUCACUCGACAUCGUCGGGUGGUGGCGGCGGCGGCGUCGGCGGCAACGACACUGGCUCCAGUCGGAACAAGUUCGAUCACCAUCAUCGCAGCAGCAGCAGCAACCGAAGCCACGGUGGAAUGGGAGGCGAUUCGGGUAGUUCUUACAGGUCACGGGACAACAACAACACGAGCAGCAUGGGACCGCCCCGUUCGGUGAUCAUGCGCAGCAGCAGCAACAACGGCAGCCGGUCGAUGAUGCGCCCGCCGAUGAGCGGCAGUCGGCCGCUCAUUGGCGGCGGCGGAUCGCUUAGCGGAAUGCACCGACGCGGCACUACGAUGCGCGGUCGAAUCUCCAACUAUCGGUCCGAUGGGCGGCGCGGUAUGCUCAAUACGCGCAUGUUACACCAUCGGCGGCCAGAUAUGAGGCCGCCCCUUUCGCUCCACAAUCGACGCUACCCGUCGAUCCGGGGUCGUGGGGAGCUUCGCAGCCGUAUCUCGAGCAGCGGCAUUGGCACGAAGCGUCCAAUGGACAAUGUGUCCCGCAAGACGCUUAUCAAGAGGGCACUGCAGGCCGCCAAAGAUCUCGAUGACGAUCGUCUGUCCGAUAACGAGGAUGACGACGACGUGGAAGACGAGGACGCUGUGGACGACGAGGAGGACGAGGACCUGGAGGAUGAGCCAACUCCGAAGAAGCCGAAAAAGGCUUCGUUGCCGCGAUCGAUAAAGGAGGAGGAAGAUAAAUCGGACCAAACUAGACCGGAUCAUGAUGACGAUCUGCUGCCAGACGUGAAGAAAAAGGAAAUCAAAAAAGAGGAAAAAGAUGCCGAUUCCUCGAUAGGAACUGCGGCUGGCGAUGAGGACGACUCCAAGAAGCAAGCUGUCGCAAAAGCGGUGGUCAAGAAAAAGAUCUCGACCGGAAGUGAGAAAUCUUCUGACGAUCGCAAGUCCGUGGUGGACGAUGAUGGUGAAAAGCGGCCAUCGACCAAGAUCACCACAAAGUAUCGAUCGUCGUCCUUCAUUAAGCUGACCUGCACUCACUGCAACAUGAAGUGUGUAACGUUCAAGGAGUAUCAAGCUCAUCUCUACGGACGGCAGCACAAGCUGAAAAUGCGUCAGCUUUCACAAAAGUGUCGAGAGCGGCUUCUGGAAAUGCGUGCCGCCCAGCGCAACGCGCAAAAGGACGUGGACGAGAAGUCGGAAGACGGUGCGGACGGAGAGGACGGCAAAUCGCAGCGGGCCGCAUUCUGUAUGCUGUGCCGCUUGAACUACCGCCAGCCACGGGCCACCCAUCAGCAGUCCGAAGGGCACAAGGAAAUGAAAAAGUUUCUGAUGCCGUACUGUAGCGUGUGCAAGAUCGGAUUCAAGAGCCCGAUGGCGUACGAAAUGCACCGUGCCUCGCUCGACCACCUCAAGAUAAAGGCUCGCGUCGAGCGGUACGCUUCGACGACGAAGGACGAUUCCGGUGACGAAACGCCGCUCGACUUGGGUGAGCUGGUCGAUCUGGAGAAUCUGACCACGGUGGACGAGGUGGGUAAGGUGGACGAACUGUGUGACGCCGGAACAAAGGACGACGGCUCGGGCUCGGCGAGCAAGAAACACAGGCGUGACAUCGAUACACUGCUCGGUACGGAUGAGGAAGACGACGACGAGGACGACGAGGACGACGAUGAUGAGCUGCAGAUGAUCAUCGGCGAAGAGCACGUCAAAAAGGUGGAAGUGCAAUACUGCGAACUGUGCAACAUCUAUCUCCCGCGUCGUAUCGAAAGCCAGGACAAAGCGCUGCGCGAUCACUGCAAGAAGCGAUCGCAUCUGAAGCUCUACAUUCGCUUCCGGAACGACAAAAAGCUCCGGGAGCAAGCGGAACGUAUCCACAAGAAGAAACUGAAGGGCGAUAAGGAAGCGGCCAGCGCCAAAAAAGAUGACGAGAAAAAGAGUACCGAUGUGAACUCGGACAGCGCGAAGGCAACAACAUCCUCCGCCGGUACCGUUGCUAGUGCGGCCACGGAAAAGAAGCCCGUUGUCACAGAAACAACGGCCAAGGACACUUCAACGGCGUCGGGGGGUAGUGCGGCCAACACCACCGUAUCUCACAGCUCGUCGAAUGUCACCUUGGCCGAAGUCAAGAACGCGGACGUAAAGGCGUCCACUAGCGAAACGGCUGGGUUGGUCAACGUCGAGUCCGGUCUCUUGCCAGAAGAUGCAAAUGACGACCAGCUGUGGCAAGUGGACGACGAGCUGGGCGAUUUACUGCGCGGCGUGAAUGAGGUCGACGAAGAGGAUGACGAGAAGGAGGCAAUGCUUGACCGGUACGAUAAGUUCCGACACACCGAAAAGAACGGUCUCGAGAAGGACGAUGACGGAAACGCAGCGGACAGCAAGACGGGCGUUAAAAGUGCGGCGAGUGCCACAAACGGAGCAGCAGUCGGUGGUGGUGAUGCAGCGAACGGCGAUCCCAUCAAGGAGUCGAUUAAGGUUGAGGUUUAGAUUUGACCGGCAUUGGCAUGGGCCAGCAGCAGCAGUUUGGUCAUGCGUCGUAUGUGUAUCACUAAAACAUAGCUCUAGCGUAUUCAGAAUGUAGGUGAACUCCGAAAAACCCAACUUAAUUGCACACAAUUCCUGUCAGACCAUUUAUCGUUUUACAUCACCGACCACAUACAGCUUGGGAGGAAACUGACCGUCGGUUUACACCGGAGUUCUCCGAGUGACACAGUUUUAGGCGUACAACGAGCGUAUUUCGGAAUUAUUUCCAACGCAACCUUGCGUUGAUUUGGUUUGUCUGAGUCUAACCAAGCGUAGAAAAUAGAAACAAGUUCAGCAUAAUAACCCAACUAAUUUUACGUAAUAACUACGA
Molecule: messenger RNA, 3316 nt
Organism: Anopheles cruzii
Lineage: Eukaryota; Metazoa; Arthropoda; Insecta; Diptera; Culicidae
Gene: Ciz1
Exons: 7
Coding region: 1-2949 (982 amino acids)
Molecular function (GO): zinc ion binding; nucleic acid binding
Source: RefSeq, a predicted model, not a curated record